GUACGGUAGUGUUAUAUUCCAAGCGAAAAAGAAAAAACACUGUCAGACAGCGAGCAGAGCAUACAUUUAAUAAUGAUUUGUUAAAACGAUAGGUGCGCGCCGAAUUAAAAUUGCGUAUGUUCGUACGAUCAGUUGAAACAGUUAACAAUAAACGCUAUUUUUUUAUAACAAAUUUAUGCGUCGUCGUCUGCUGCUGUUCAAUCGUUAAAAAGUGCGUGGAAAAGUGUACGAAACCAAUACACGGAAAGUGGGACAACCGAGCGCUGCGCUUGUUGGUGUAGUGUGCUGUGCGUGUGUGCUGUGUGUGUGUAGUGUGUAGUGUGUAUGUUUGUGUGCGGUGUGUGCUGUGUUUGUGUGUGUUCGAGACGAGUACAAGUACGGGUAAUUUGUACCGACUACAGUCUCAUCAAUGUGUACGACAAUGUUUUUUUUGUAUAUUAAAUAAAUAUAACGAAAAAGUGCAACGAAAUGUUUACAAAUUGUGCAAAUAAAAACAAAACAUGUUUCAUGUCUUAACACACAUUGACAAAGACACGCGCACACCAAUAUACACGCGAAUUGCAUGCAAAGAGAAGGCGCUCAACUUCUACUCCAUCUUCUUUUGUCUGACGUUUUGCCGCAUGGCAAAAGCAAAUUGCGUUUGGUGUGGAUAAAGGAAUAAAGCAAUGAAUGAUUUACGCCAGCAACAGGUACAGGUAGCAGCAACAUCAUCUUCAGUUAGUCUGGCAGCAACGCCACCCUGCUCCAGCAACAACUCUACGAGCAGCAGCAACAUUAACAGCAACAGCGCCAGCUCCAGUGCCAGCGUUAGUCCACGUUCCAGUUCUAAUUCGAAUUCUAGCAUUGGUUCGAACUCUAAGUCCGGCAUAACGACGACAGCUGCAGUAACAACAACAACCAGCAACAUCGGCAGCGGCAGCAUCAUCCAGCGGCAGCAACAGUUGGAAGAGGAGGAGCAGCAGGUAGUUAGCUCUACAUCGUCGCAACAACAGCAGCAACAUCAAUUGAAUGUGUCGACAGCAGCAGCAACUCAGCGCCAACAACAGCAACAUCAUCAUCAGCAGCAGCAGCAACAUCAUCAGCAGCAGCAACAGCAGCCGCAGGAACAGCAUCAGCUGGUGGGUCAAAUAACCAGCACCACAGCAUCGCCGCCGCAGCAUAGACUGCGCGACGAUGCGCAGCUGCCAUAUAGCCCCAGCAGCAGCAGCAACAACAGCAGUGGACCAACGGCAGCAGCAGCAGCAGCAACAACAACAAUGGCCGCCACAGCUUUAGAUGUGAAUGGCGAGGAGAACAACAGUAGCAACAACAGCGGCAGUAGUCAUAAGCUAAUACUUAAGCUCUCCAAACACGGCAGCAACAGCAGCACAAGCGAAUCUCAAGCGGGCAACGAUGAACGACGCGUCGAGCCGCUGCGCAUACAAUUGCCUACACAGUUGCCAACAACAACGGCAACAGCAUCAGCGGCGGCAGCAAUCGUAGCAGCAACAACAACUAAUGCAAUGGGACAGCAGGGAAUUGUGCCUAAGCUAACAAUUAGACCGAUCAAAGCACAAGAUAUGUCCAACAAUUCGGAUGCAUCGUCCUCCUGCUCCUCCUCGUCGUGCGCCGAUGAGGAACAGCUGCCACACAUUGUGCCCAAGCUGACAAUACGGGCCGCCAACGAGGAGCGUGACAGCAGUGUGGUGCCGAAGCUAAUCAUCAAGAUGCCCGAUGCAGGAGUUGCUGCUGCUGCUGCCGCUGCCGCCGCUGUUGACUCCAGCAAUUGUCACAGCCCGUUGAAAUCGGUUAAUGCAAUUGCAGCAGCAGCGGCUGUUGUUGCUGUUGCUGCUGGCGCAUUGCCCAAGCUAACCAUCAAGACCACCAAAUUGGAUGGCAGCGAGACGCAGCUCAUUAGCUGUCUAUCGCCAGCUUCUGCAUCUAGCUCAUCCGCCAGCUCCUUUUCCUCAGCCAGCGAGCAACAGCAUCAGCCCACAGUGCCUAAGCUGAUGAUCAAGACAACUCAUGCGGGCAGUAGCUGCAUUAGUAGCGAGGAACAGCAGCAGCAGCAGCAGCAACAACAACAACAACAGCAGCAACAACAACAAAUACCAAAGCUAACCAUCAAAACGGGCAACCAGGAACAAUUGCUGCAGCAGCAACAGUUGCCGCAGCACACGGUUAUUAUGACGCAUGAUGCAAAGAAUGCUCAAUCCAUACCCAAGCUAACAAUCAAGACCAAGUCCAUUGAGCUCGAUGAUGACGAACAACAGCAGCAACAGUUGGUGCCCAAGCUGACCAUUAAAACGGGCAACAGCAACGAACAGCAGCAACAGCCGUUGCUCAAGCUAACCAUCAAGAAUCUUUGCUCGCCCAAGCACAAGGUGCGCGCUGUUCUCGAAGAGAAGGUGCUAACUUCUAAGCUAACGCUCACCAAUGGCGGCGACAGCAAUACAGCAACUGCAGCAACAGCAGCAUCUAUUGCUGAUAGCGAAACUGAUGAAUUGCGUCGCAAUUCUGAUGAUAUGGACAUUGAUGAUGCGCUAUCCAAGGAGCAUGAUCCAAAAAUGUUUCACAAUUUGCCGCCAGCGCCCAGCAGCAAUGGCAUUGCACCACAGCAACUGCAGCUGCAGCAGCAACAGCAGCAGCAGCAACAGCUAUCGAAGCAGCAACAGCAACAUAAUAUUGUGGAUAUGGUUGAUUUGACUUCAUCGCCCUCGCCGGGCUCAUCGCCAGCGCAUGCCAACAACAGCAGCAGUAGCAGCACUCACAGCAACAACUAUACGACAGCAACAACUGCUGGCAGAACACAACAUCGUUUGCUGGUCGAGUGUUUCCAGAUGCAGGGAGCAAUAACAGCAGCAGUCACAGCAACUGGCAACGCCACCACCAAGAACAAUAACAACAACAAUAGCAGCAGCAGUAACAGUGGCAGCAGCAAUCCCGCCUCACCUAACUCCAAUAUAUUGCUCAGCCAACUAACAGCGCCGCCCAAGAGCUUCAGCAACAACAAUAGCAACAGCAACAAUUCAACAGCUGCUGCGAAAUAUCCGCAGCUAACGGAACGUCUGAUGGCGAAUGGAGCAGCAGUAACAGCAGCGACAACAACUGCAGCAGCAACAACUACAGCAGCAGCAGCAGCCAGUGUUGCUCGCGUAGCUGAGCCGAUAAUCGAUUCGAUUGAGAUACUGGACACGCCCGAGGGCAGCCCACAUCCGCAAUUGACGCCCUCCUAUAUGCUAAGUGCCUACGAAACGGAGCAGACGCCGCCAUCGCCAACGCCGCCACAUCAGCAACAGCAACAGCAGCCGCUAAGCAAUCAUCUGAACCAUUUGAAUCUAAAUCUUAAUCUGAAUCUAAAUCAUAAGACCGACAAUCAACAACAACAACAGCAACUGCUGCAGCAGCAGCAGCAGCAGCGGCAACAAGUCAACAACAAUGAGAAUCAUUUGAAGCGACAGCAGCAGCAACAGCAUCAGCAACACCUACAGACAGAGGCAGAAUCUCCCAGUGGCUUGCCGCCAAGUAAACAGCGGCGCCUGGACAACAAUGAAAAUGAUCAACAGACGCACAACUGCAGCAAUGACACAUUAGCAACAGUUGCUGUCAGCUCAAUAGCAGUAGCAGCAGCCACAACAACAGCAACAACAACAACACCACCCGAGCAUCAGCACCAACAACAACAGCAGCAGCAACAACAACCAACGCAUCGCAGUCGCAAGCAGAAGCACGAGCGCAUACUCAAUACGGAGCUAGAGGAGGCGCAGCAACAGUUGCCGAUGCCAGCGACAACGGCAAUUGAUCAUGCCCACAGCAAUGGCAACCUGCAGCUGGCGACGGAAUUCCUUGUGACAGCUGCAGCCUGUUGCAAGCAGCUAUCGUCGCCGUUGCCAGCGGCUGGUGGCACUGGCAAACGUCGAGGCAGACCCAAGCGCAAUGCGAACGAAUUAACGCCAGCGGCAUCAGCGACAACACCGGGCAAAGCAGCAGCUAAUGCUGAGUUGAUGGAGGCUAGCAGCAAGUCGAGGCGUGUACAGCUGCUGCACAAGCGUUUGGCCAUCGAUAUGGUUGCCACAGAGAAUCAUAGUUCAAAGGGGCAACCGCAGCAGCAGCAGGAAGAUGAUGAUAUGGAUGCCACGCAGCAGCAGCAACAGCUACAGCAGCAACGCUUGUCAGCAAUUGCAACGCCGGGACGUUGCAUGGAACAACGAUUGUUGCGUACCACACGACGUAGUACAGCAGCAGCUGCAACAGCUACUGGAACUGGUGGAACGCCAGCAAAAGCAACGCGCAAGCGUCAAAGCAAAGCAGCAGUAGCUGCAGCAGCAGCAGCAGCGGCAGCCGCAGCAACAGCAGCAGAAUAUGCAGCUGUUGUUGCUGAGUUAAGCAACAACAGCAAGAGCAAUAACAAUAGCAUGGCUUAUGCUUUGGCAGCCCAAAUUGAUCUAACCAUGUGCUCGUCCUCCUCAUCCACCAGCAAUGGCAGCGCAAUUGCGACAGCAACGACAACAACAGCAGCAGCAACUGUUGCUGCUGGAACAGCUGUAAAUAGUAGCAACAGCAAUAGUUUUGGCAGCAACAACUGCUCUAUGUUGCCACCAACAACCAUAUUAUCCUCAUCCGAUCCGCUGCCGGAUGUGAUCUUUCAGCCCAACGAUUUCUCCUCAAUCACUGCCACGCAGCAGCUGCGCAACAACAACAAUAAUAACAGCAACAGCAACACGAACAGCAUCAGUGGUGGCAGCCAACAUGAUUCACAUGAUGAGGACAACUACAGCGCACUGGAUAACUCUGGAGAUGAAUCCUCGACGCUGUGCAAUCCUUUGAGCGCCUUUGGCACCAAUCCAGCAGCAGUUGCAGCGCCAUCGACGCCAACGCGCGGACGCGGACGUGGACGCGGCUCGAGAGGCGGUGGCGCUGCUGGCGGCUCAGCACGCAGUAACAGCGGCGGCAACUCGGCCAAUCGAAAUAACGCAAACAGCACGCAGCCUCGAGUGCCGCGCAUGAGUCGCGGCGCCAGCGCCGUUGCCAAAGCGAUUGCACUCAGUCGGCCACGUUGCGUAGGCGGACUCAAGCAUCAGCCGGAUCCGGAACGGCUUAAGGGUUUCUUUAGUCCGUCACCACAGGUCUUUGAGGAAGACACACGCAUGAGCGCCGAUCUAAAUAACAGUAAUCAAUCGGUAACGAGCAUGGAACCUCCACUGACGCCACAAAAACAACCAGACUUCCUUAACAACGAGGAAUCGCAAUCGUCCAUGCUGAGCAGCGCUAGCCUAAUGGACUCCAAUCAAGGCCAAUCGGUGGAUGCGAUAAUCGGCUCGGCUCUUAAGCGACCCAAGAAGAAGAAGAUGGAAAUUUGUGUAGCUGAAGAUACGGAUUUCAAUGCGUCAAGUAUUGCGGAAUAUGAUUGGCCACCACCGAAGGGCUGUUGCCCAUCUAAGAAUCGUGACACGUUCAUGAUCCAGGAACAGGUUGCACUCUACUUGGGCAUCACAAGCUUUAAGCGUAAAUAUCCAGAUUUGCCGCGACGAGCUGUUGACAUGGAGGAGCGCAAUUGGCUGCAGGAGAAGGGUCUGGUCAGCGAGAAGAUGUGUGAUCUUGGCAUUACGGCUGUGUGGGCAUCCGAUAUACUGGACAUUAUGUAUGCCGAUUUCUAUGACAAGUACGAGGAGUACAAGGAGUAUAUUAGGCAAAAGCAUCUACGUGAAAUCGAGGCUAAACAGAAGGCUCUUGGCCUCACCGUUGGCACUGGGCGUGGCCUGCAAGCACGCGAUCGCGCAAUGCUCUCGGCCAGCAAAUGGAAUGUGUACUUUAACAAGAUGCGAAAGGAGGAGCGCGUCGCCUGUUUAGAUCUGCAAACGUUCACCAUGAAUUUUCCUGUCCAGCACACAGCAGCCAGCUCCACCGCGUUGCAUCGGCCCAUUACGGAAGCAGUGUAUGCUGCAGCGCAGGCAGAGAAUAUGCCGACGCCGCCGCAAAUGCUCGGGCCGCGUGCCUACGAUGAAGCCUUUCAGCAGCUCGACUACGCCUACCCUCUGGCCCUGGUGCCAGGCCAAUUUACGUCCAGCUAUCGACAGCUAACGCCCGCGGAGCUAAGAGCUUAUCCCUUGAAUACUGUCCUGGAGAUGCCCCAACAGCAGCCGGACGAGCAACAGCGGGACGAACAACACCUGCUGCAGGAUAGUCUUAAAGUGUCGCAAAGCAAGUUGCAGACAGCAGCGGUGCGGCGCAGUCAACGUUCCCGUCAGCAGCAGCGCAGCAAUGAUCCGACCAAACCAAGCAACCUCUGCUAUGCCAGCGCAAGCAGCAGCAGCAGCAGCGACGCCAGCAGUACCGAGUCUGAUAGCGAAGCUGACAGCGACAGCAGCUGCAGCAGCAGCGCCAGCAGUUACAGCAGCCGCUGCAGCAGUUGCAGCAGUAACAGCAGUUCAAUAAACACCGCCAGCGAAACUGAACUAAUAACGCAGCGCGAAAAGGACGCCAGACUCUCGUCCAACAACUGCGGCGUCUGCCAACGCAGUCAGCACCGGAAUGCGCGAAAUAUGCCCGAAGCCUUUAUACGCUGCUACAGCUGUCGGCGUAAAGUGCAUCCCAGCUGCAUUGAGAUGCCGCAUCGGAUGGUCGGACGCGUGCGCAACUACAAUUGGCAGUGUGCUGAAUGCAAAUGCUGCAUUAAAUGCCGCAGCAGCCAACAGCCAGGCAAAAUGCUCUACUGCGAGCAAUGCGAUCGCGGCUAUCACAUUUACUGCCUGGGCAUUAAAACGGUGCCAGAGGGACGCUGGAGCUGUGAACGCUGCUCGAUUUGUAUGCGCUGUGGCGCCACACGACCCGAGGGUCUGCCUCAAGUGCAGCAGUCCAGUUUGCUGUCACCCAAUGGCAGCGCCAAUGGCAGCCAAGCGAAGCCCGCUGUGAAGCACAAAAAGGUGAAAUGGCAGAACGAGUAUCGCAUUGAUCACAUCACCGUUGCGCCAUCACAUUGCGCCAUGCUCUGCGUGCCAUGCGCACGCGCAAAGCCCACCAAAAGGACAACGACGCCCAACAGCAGCAACAAUUGUGAACAGUUGCAGCUGCAAUUGCAAGCGAAUGGUGGAGCUGCAACCAUGGAAGCAGCAGUAGCUGCACCAGUUGCAGCGCUUAGCCCCAGCAGCAACAGCAGCAGCGGCAACAACAAUAAUAAUAAUAACAAUAAUAUCAAUCAGCUGGAGGCUAAUCCUGCUAGCAAGCAACGACUGCCACCGCAGCAACAGUUGUUGCUGCACAGAAGCCAGGAUAUGGCAACAAUGCAAAGCAACAGCAAUGAAGAAGCAACAGCUGCAACAAUUAUA
This is a messenger RNA of Drosophila hydei, 7304 nucleotides long. RefSeq names its product supporter of activation of yellow protein (gene e(y)3). The record is from RefSeq and is a predicted model, not a curated record. NCBI's taxonomy places the organism in Eukaryota, Metazoa, Arthropoda, Insecta, Diptera, Drosophilidae. The transcript is spliced from 12 exons. The annotation marks the transcript as partial.